Messenger RNA from Carlito syrichta (Philippine tarsier), 1062 nucleotides. RefSeq names its product olfactory receptor 52K1-like. The coding region runs from base 37 to 981 and encodes 314 amino acids. NCBI's taxonomy places the organism in Eukaryota, Metazoa, Chordata, Mammalia, Primates, Tarsiidae. Gene Ontology annotation, biological process: G protein-coupled receptor signaling pathway. The transcript has a single exon. The record is from RefSeq and is a predicted model, not a curated record. Gene Ontology annotation, cellular component: membrane. Gene Ontology annotation, molecular function: G protein-coupled receptor activity; olfactory receptor activity.
UGGAAGAAGAUAAGGAGGAAGAGAAUUUCCCCGGCCAUGUCAGCUUCCAAUAUUACUUCAACCCACCCAGCUACCUUCUUGUUGAUGGGGAUCCCAGGCCUGGAGCACCUGCACAUCUGGUUCUCUAUCCCCUUCUGCUCGGCCUAUGUACUGGCCCUGCUUGGAAACUGCACCCUCCUUCUCAUUAUCCAGGCUGAUACAACCCUCCAUGAGCCCAUGUACUUCUUUCUGGUCAUGCUGGCUGCCAUCGAUCUGGUCCUUUCCUCUUCAACAUUGCCUAAAAUGCUUGCUAUUUUUUGGUUCAGAGAUCGGGAGAUUAACUUCUAUGCCUGUCUGGUCCAGAUGUUCUUUCUGCACUCCUUCUCCAUCAUGGAGUCAGCAGUGCUGCUGGCCAUGGCCUUUGACCGCUAUGUGGCCAUCUGCAAGCCACUGCACUACACCACGGUCCUGACCGGGCCCCUUACCACCAAGAUUGGCAUGGCUGCUGUGGCCCGGGCUGUGACACUAAUGACUCCACUUCCCUUUCUGCUCAGACGCUUCCACUACUGCCGAGGCCCGGUGAUUGCCCACUGCUACUGUGAGCACAUGGCUGUGGUGAGACUGGCGUGUGGGGACACUUGCUUCAACAAUAUCUAUGGCAUUGCUGUGGCCAUGUUUAUUGUGGUGUUGGACCUGUUCUUUGUUAUCCUGUCUUAUAACUUUAUUCUUCAGGCAGUUCUACAGCUUGCCUCACAGGAAGCCCGCUACAAGGCAUUUGGGACAUGUGUGUCUCACAUAGGUGCCAUCUUAUCCUUUUACACACCAGUGGUCAUCUCCUCAAUCAUGCACCGUGUAGCCCGCCAUGCUGCACCUCACGUCCACAUACUCCUUGCCAAUUUCUAUCUACUCUUCCCACCCAUGGUCAAUCCCAUCAUCUAUGGUGUCAAGACCAAGCAGAUUCGUGAGCGAGUUGUAGGAUUAUUCCUGAGGAAGAAUGUUUAAAAUGAGAGUGAGUGACCAGUGGAGAAAGAAUGGGGUGAGUUACAUGCUGAGGUUGGAGACAGGUUAAUAUAGGAAGUGCAG